Messenger RNA from Liolophura sinensis, 1548 nucleotides. RefSeq lists its product as uncharacterized. The record is from RefSeq and is a predicted model, not a curated record. The transcript has 4 exons. The coding region runs from base 398 to 898 and encodes 166 amino acids. Gene Ontology annotation, molecular function: calcium ion binding. NCBI's taxonomy places the organism in Eukaryota, Metazoa, Mollusca, Polyplacophora, Chitonida, Chitonidae.
CAUUCUGGAUGACACGCCGCCUGGUCUUCAUCAUUUGAUCUUGAAAUGUAAUAGUUCUAGAAGCGAAACUUUCGACUCAUCGCCCGUCCCCCACGGCAAUGACCGCAGAUGUGAGCUAUAAAAGUCAAAACCCCCAUCUCUAGAAGUCAGUACGAGUCCCAGAUUCUACCAGUGAUAAUUGGUUCAUACGCAGCUGUUACCAAGCAGUCUCGUGCAGUGUGCCUGCAGUCGCCAAGAGAGAGAGACAACCCGAGUCUGACAGUGGUGUUGGGUUUAGGCUAGCCUUGUAAGGGAUCGCUCUUCAGGAAGCCACCUAGAACGGUUGAGCGUUCAAGUGAAGCUUUGGGGAUAACCGGCUUCUGGUAAAGUCUAAAGUAAAGAAAAAGUUUUAGGAAUAAUGGCAGGAAGAAUACCUAGAGGCAGAAAAGUUCCACCAGAGGUGAUCGCUCUGUUUGACAAGUACGUGGAUAACAAUGUACGCCAUCUGACUAAAGACGAGGCCGUAGCCAUGUUGUGUAAGGAGUUCGAUCUCUCAUCAAACGAGGCUGAGAACUUGUUUGAAACAUUUGAUAAGGAUCACAAUGGAAUGAUGAGUGUCUGGGAAUUUCAACAGUUUUACACGACAGUGGGAAACAAUGCUCAUACAAUGGUGGAGAUGUUUAAAAAGCUGGACAAAGACGGAAGUGGAAAGCUGGACUUGGAGGAGGCCAGACUUGGGCUACAACAGCAACACACCGGCACUGGAAGGACACUGGUUCCCAAAGAAAUCGACUUCUUCCUGCAGACAACGGCCGGUAAGGACGGGAUCAUUGACCUGGGAGAGUUCAUGAACAUGUUACAUCGUCUCAAAAUGUACAAAGCCGACGCUCCUCCAGAGAAUGUGAAACUUAAGGUUUAAAACCAGCAGGUGCUGUGGCAGAGGCAGGAUUCUUGAAAACAGGCUUUGUUUUGAGGCCACAUGUUCAGUUCUAUACAGUUUGUGCUUCACGAGAGCAACUCAAACGAUUUAUCAUCCAUUACGCCAACGAGUUUACAGUGCUCAUCGGUCAGUUCAUCGAUGGCUAUAUACAGGAUUAUACUUGACAUCUUGGUUUCUCACUUACGGGAUUAUUUAGUGUUACAUAUUUAAUAUACAGACAAGCAGGCUUUACUUUUCCCUUCACAAUGACAAUAUUUGGCAGGCUAGGUAUAUGCAGCUAUAACCAUUUAUCUCUGAAACAUUCGAACACCGGUACUUGUGGGAAUGGUCAAGCGAGGUAACAGAUACAUUGUGAAUAGGUCAACAUUCGCUUACUUGGGGACAAAGCUAUUCUGUGAAUAGGUCAACAUACUUUGACCUGUGUGGAAUAGGUAAACAUUGGCUCAUCUGUGCAUACAGCUAUAAUUUAAAGUAGUCAACAUUCUCUGAUCUGUAGCUACAUGUAUGUAAUGGUGAAUAGGUCAACAUACGCUGUGCAAAUAUCUAUAUUGUGAAUAUUCGCUGAUCUGUGUACAUCUAUGUACAUGCCGCUACAUGAACCUAGACUUAUAUAUUGUGAGUAGGCAUAU